Molecule: messenger RNA, 1555 nt
Organism: Glycine soja
Lineage: Eukaryota; Viridiplantae; Streptophyta; Magnoliopsida; Fabales; Fabaceae
Product: muscle M-line assembly protein unc-89-like
Exons: 6
Coding region: 96-1289 (397 amino acids)
Source: RefSeq, a predicted model, not a curated record
CUCGUAUUUUUAUGAUUCCAUUAAAACACAAAACGUAGCAAGAGCAGUUACAAACGUUCAGUGUUGUUUUUUCAAUUCAGAUUCAGAAGGAGACGAUGGAAGAACCCGUGAAGGAACAGCCCCUCUCUGCUGGGAACUCUGCGCGACCCAAGCUUCAGAGAUACGCGCUUCGUUCGUCCUCUAAAUCCAAGGAAAACAAGCAAGACACCGCACCCGAUCUCUCCAUUUCUUCUGAAUCUAAGAGGGGGUUAAGUACUCCACACGUAAGCAGAAGUGUAGGUGGUCUUGAUUUCUCUGGCAACAAGGAUAAGUCUACUAGUGCUAAACCACCAAGAAGGCUCUCCAAUCCUGUGAAAGCAGCAUCUCCCACUCCAAACCCUAAGUUGGUUGGCAACAUUACCCCAAUCUCAGAGAGCAGAACAAUGAGGUCUGGUAAAGGUCAAGUGUCUCAAAGCAGAAGCCAGACACCGGCCUCUGACAUUUCCAGAACAUCGAGCAGAAUGAAGUUCAAUCUCUUAUCUUCCUCUUCAUAUUGGCUAAACCAGAUCAAGCUCUCUGAGUCUGCUGAUAAGCACACAGUUUCACUUGGAUUCUUCAAACUUGCCUCGGAGGCAAGAUGUGAGCCGUUCCAGAAGAUGAAAGAUGAGCUAAAGUCUUAUGUGCAACGACAUCAGCUUGCUGAACUUGGAGAAGUGAAAGAGCUGCUUCAAACCUAUGACAUUGCUGAAAAUAUAGAGCAGCCACAAGUGUCUGAGAGCAUUUCACAGGUGCCAGAAGAGGGAACUCGAUCCUCUGAUGAUGAAGAAGUUCACUGCAGUUCUGCAUCCACCAUGGAGACUGUAAAACUGAAACCCGAACCCUUGGACACUGAAUCCACUGAACCUGCUCCUGUUAUAAUAGAGUCAACCAAGAAGGAAACUAGCCAAAAGAAAAAUCCCUUGGACACUGAAUCAACUCAACCUACUCCUGUUAAAAUAGAGUCAAUCAAGAAGGAAAGUAGCCAAAAGAAUAACCCUGGAUCCAGGUUGAGAGAAAAUCUCAAGAAGAACUCUGCAAAUUCAAGACCUGCUUCUGACAAUGGGAGUUCUAGGUUGUUUAAAAAACCAGAAAAACCAACUAAGCAACUAACCAAUAAGGGAAAAAGCGAGGUCAAGAAAGAAGGAAAGAAAUCUGAUGUUAUUAAAGCUCCAAUCAGCCCUACGCAUGCUGAAAAUAAUAAUGCACAGGGAAACAAAGAAAAUAUGGAUGUUCAGACCACUGAUGAGAUGAGUUUGACAGAAAUCGCGUAAACAAGCUGAAUUUUUACAUUCUCAAACUUUUUCUAUGUUUUAUGUGUGUGCAGUUGUGCCUCUCUACAGGAAAACAGAUGAAAAUUGUUUUCUCACCGUUUGCUUUCCAAGGCCGCAUUACAUUUCAUUUAAUCAGCUGGAAAUAGGCAUGUUUUGUGCUUGUAAUGUGUAAUUGUUAAUCAAACCAAACUAAAUUGAAUAUUCUGGUUUGUCUUGUCUAUGCGCUUUUAUAAUAGUAUAUGCAAAGACUUAGAUUUAUGACAUAA